Molecule: messenger RNA, 2067 nt
Organism: Fusarium tjaetaba
Lineage: Eukaryota; Fungi; Ascomycota; Sordariomycetes; Hypocreales; Nectriaceae
Product: PET56-rRNA (guanosine-2'-O-)-methyltransferase
Exons: 1
Coding region: 1-2067 (688 amino acids)
Biological process (GO): rRNA methylation
Cellular component (GO): mitochondrion
Molecular function (GO): RNA binding; RNA methyltransferase activity
Source: RefSeq, a predicted model, not a curated record
AUGCUUACCCCUACACAACUGAGGAUUGUUGCUCUAAACCGCCCAUUAGCAAGGCUUCAUCCCGCUUCCAGGAGUUUCGCCCCCAUCUUUGUUCGCGCAAAAGGUCUCUCAGCCAUCGUCCGGGGAUCGAUCAGAUCUGAACGAAUUCAAAACGGUCCAGACAGCUUCGACACCCGCAAUGCCUAUCGUGACACUGGUCGACGAAAAGCAGGAGGCGAGCGACUCGCUCGUCCUAAAGAGCCCCCCAACCGACCCCGAGACGAUUUUUUGGCAAAGUUCAGUGCAAGAGCCGUCGACUCCGGUGGCACACGAAAUUGGCGUCAGGAACAAAAGCUGAAAAAGAAAUUAAGGAAAAAAGAUGAGGAAAAGAAGGAACGGGAAGAGAGAGAAGAACUAGGCAUAGGCCGCCGAACUAGGAGGAGACGAUUCGCCGAUCCUGAAAACGAAUUCGGAAAUCGCAGCUUCGUACACCGAAUGAAGUAUGGCGAUCUCAAAGAGGUGGCCGACAGUUUGAACGUAAAGCAGCCCGUUCGACCGCGACCAUUCCCAGAAGCUCAAAGGGAGCGCACGUUUGGGUUCAGAAAUGGGAAUAAUGAUGUUGCACGACACGAACGACGAGAGCCAUCAAACGAGAAGUUCGAGAAAUUAAGUCAGCAAUUCAAUCGCUCAAUACGACGCCCUGAAGAUUCACAACAAAGUUUUGGCCGCUUCGACCGUCAAGAUCGCCAGUCAAAUAUCUCUGGUGGAUGGUCCAACGAUGAAUUUAACGGAUCACAGCGGAGAUUCGAUCGUUCACAGCCUAGCGACUUUCGUCAUGACAACGCUCGAGAAGACCGGCAGAAUGACCAAGGAGAUAACUCUGGCGAUAUCAAGCGUGGAAAGAAGGAGAUGAUGGCCAUGACCCUCAAAUACACUACCGCUGCUUCUCAGUUCCUAUACGGUCGAUCAGUUGUCAAAGCAGCACUGGAGCAGAAUCGACGAAAGUUGUAUAAUCUCUACAUACAUGCCAAUGAGAACCGAAAGUAUAACGCGGAUACUGUUACCCUGACGCGAAUGGCGAAGAAACUCAACGUGCCCAUAAAAAUCGUGCCUCCUGAAGAGCAACGAAUCAUGGAUAAGAUGAGCAUGGGGCGACCUCACAAUGGCUUCGUGCUUGAAGCCUCCCCUCUACCCCAGAUCCCCAUCAAAUCUCUUGGCAAGCUAGAGGAAAGUCCUGGUCGCCUGGGCUUUCACGUGGACAUUGAUCAUCAAACCAAGGAAGAGGCAGCGAUCAAUGGCACCGACACAUUUAUUCGGCGGUCCAAUGAUGUGAUGCCCAAGCCUUUCGUCUUGCUGCUCAACGAGAUUCUCGACCCGGGAAACCUAGGCGGUAUCAUUCGCACUGCCAGCUAUCUCGGCGUUGACGCCGUCGGUAUCACGAACCGGGGAUCCUCCACACUCACACCUGUUGUUCUCAAGUCCGCUGCCGGUGCAGUGGAGGAAGUCUCAUUAUUUGCGGUGGAUGAUCCUGUGAAGUUCGUCCAAGACUCCCAGAAAGCUGGCUGGAAAUCAUACGCCGCGGUGGCGCCGCCUGAUCGAAAGCUUGUUCGAAAGCAUGGGAGCAAGUUCGUGUCAACAGAUACGAUUGAGGCACAAAGCCCACUAAACGAACAUCCGUGUCUACUAAUUCUUGGCAAUGAGGGCUAUGGACUUUCGAAAUCUAUUAAGGUUGCUGCCGACUAUGAGCUAUCAGUACCUCGGUUUGUCCAAGGAAGCUGUGUGGAUAGUCUGAACGUCAGCGUUGCGGCAGGCCUCUUGUGUCAUUCCUUCGUUAAGGAACCUGUGACUGUCUCACCAGAGCCAGUUGAGCCCACGGCCAGACUGGCUGAUUCGGAGGCCAUUUCUGACGAUGUAGAGAGCAGGACCAUAGCGACGAAGACUGGGGCGAAGCUCAUUGAAGCUGGAAGUGAUGGUUCUCCUGAAGUAAAGACCACUGGCGAGGAAUCUGAAGUUGAUGCUGCUACGGAGGCAGAGCAAAAACAACCCGACGAUCAAAAGCUUGAUAAAAACGACGAUUUGGUGUUCUAA